Molecule: messenger RNA, 870 nt
Organism: Acanthosepion pharaonis
Lineage: Eukaryota; Metazoa; Mollusca; Cephalopoda; Sepiida; Sepiidae
Source: the annotation of a GenBank genome assembly
AUGCCGUCACAGAACAGCAGAAGUCCUGCUUGCCUAAAUGUUGGACUUUCUCCCUCUGCUUCAAAUACGAAACCGCUGGGGCGGGGGAGCAAUAACAAAAAAAAUGGAGCAUAUUUUUCUUCUUUUCUUUUCUUUUCUUCCUUCCUUUUUGCUACUCGCUAUUUCUUUUUCUUUUUCUUUCUGCCUUUCUUUCACCCUUUCUUUCUAUCUUUCUUUCUGCCUUUCUUUCUUUUUGUUUUUCUUUCUGCCUUUCUUUCACCCUUUCUUUCACCCUUUCUUUCUUUCUUUCUGCCUUUCUUUCACCCUUUCUUUCUUUCUGCCUUUCUUUCACUCUUUCUCUCUUUCACGACUCCCUUAUUUUUCUAUUACGCCAUCACUUCCUUAUUUCGCCCUUCUAACCAAUUAACAUUCGUUAUUUUUCUCUUUUACCUAUACUACACUUUCUUUUCCUUGUUUUCAUUCAUUCUUUCUUACUUUUUUUCUUUCUUUCUCUUUUCCUUCUUUCUUCCUUCCUUCCUUUCUCUGAUAGGCUCAUUUCUUCUUUUGUCAAUGCUACUCUUUCUUUCAUUUGUUCUUUUUUUCUUUCUUUAUUUCUCUUCUUCAGUCGUCUUAUUUUGUUCUUUCGUUAAUAUCUUGAUUUCUUUACUUUUCUUUCUUUCUUUACUUUUCUUUACUUUUCUUUCUUUCUUUCUUUACUUUUCUUUACUUUUCUUUCUUUCUUUCUUUCUUUCUUUCUUUCUUUCUUUGAUAUGUACCUAUUCUUUUUCCUUUUCUUUUAUGACGCGCUUACAUUCUCCCAAAAGCUGCCUCAGCCGAUCCACAAGCGAAAUCAAGCGACCACCCCAUUCAGUCAAGACCCUACUUCGCUGA